Messenger RNA from Parnassius apollo (apollo), 321 nucleotides. The record is from the annotation of a GenBank genome assembly. NCBI's taxonomy places the organism in Eukaryota, Metazoa, Arthropoda, Insecta, Lepidoptera, Papilionidae.
AUGGGAAAAUCAACGCAAGUUGAUGUCGAUAAUAAUCCAACUUCGCCGGAAUCUGAUCCCGCUAAAUUAUUGGAGGCAGCUCUUCUGCAGAUGGAUGGUAUCAUAGCCGAAGCGGGCGGCAAUGCAGCUGGGGCGACAACGCCGAGCGGGCCAGGACGGGCGGCGCGGGCGCGGGCGCUCGAGCUGGCGCAGCAGCUCGCUUCUUCCCUCCAGCACGCUAUCCCGCCGCCUCCAAGACCCGAUUUUACCACCGCGAGCGCCAUCCUGCGUUGGCUGCAGCAGAACAACAACUCAGUUGCAUUGGUAAGUCAUACAAUGUAA